UCUGAAACACUGACGUGGAAGCCGCAGUAGAAGUCAGCCAUGCCUGUUCGGAAAAAAGACACAGCGCGGGCUCUGGGGCUUUUGGAGGAUUACUGCUCCAAAUUGAGAAGACCGGAGGAACAGCACCUCAAAACUGCCAUUCAGAAAGUGAUGGCGAUUUUCAAAAGCAACCUAUUUGAAGCUCUUCUCGAUAUCCAGGAGUUCUAUGAAGUGACACUACUAAACACUCAGAAGAGCCGCAAGCAAAAACUGGAGGAGGUGAAUCACAUGGCUGACAAGUGGGAGAAGAGUGUUUCUGUCCAAAAUUCUGAGCUUGCACACUCUGCGUGUGCAGUGGAGGAGCAGAGGGAGCAGAGUGACUCGGAACUGGUUUUGGUGGAACAUGUAGGUGGCAGUGCCAGUACAUCUGGGAACAGGCCUCCAGCAGUACAGGGGUCAACCCACAAUGGCCAGACCCCAUCCUGCAUGAACGCUGCCUUGACCAACGCUCCCUGGCAGUACCACUACCAGGAAGAUGACUCUCCGUCCCUCGACCAGGGGUUCCCGAGGCUCACCAACGAGGUGCACGCCCCUGAGCUUGUGCAUGUGUCGGAGAAGAACAUAUCGGAGAUCGAGAACGUGCACGGCUACGUGUCCCAUUCCCACAUCUCUCCUCUCAAGGCCAGCCCUGCGCCAAUAAUCGUCAACACCGACACGCUGGAGUCGGUACCUUAUGUCAACGGCACAGAAAUUGAGUAUGAAUUUGAAGAAAUCACUCUUGAGCGGGGUAACUCAGGACUGGGCUUCAGCAUUGCUGGAGGAACUGAUAACCCACACAUUGGUGAUGACCCCGGGAUCUUCAUCACCAAGAUCAUUCCUGGUGGUGCUGCAGCAGAGGAUGGACGCCUGAGAGUAAAUGACUGCAUCCUGCGGGUGAAUGAUGCUGAUGUGUCAGAAGUUUCCCACAGCAAGGCAGUGGAAGCACUUAAGGUUGCCGGUUCUAUUGUCCGGCUGUAUGUCCGGCGCCGUAGGCCAAUGCUAGAGACCAUCAUUGAGAUCAAACUCACCAAAGGACCAAAAGGGCUUGGCUUCAGUAUUGCAGGUGGAGUUGGAAACCAGCACAUACCUGGUGACAACAGCAUAUAUGUCACCAAGAUUAUUGAUGGCGGCGCAGCACAGAAAGAUGGCCGGCUACAAGUUGGAGACAGAUUGCUAAUGGUGAACAACUACAGUUUGGAAGAAGUGUCCCACGAAGAGGCUGUGGCCAUUUUGAAGAACACGUCAGAUGUGGUCUACCUAAAGGUGGGAAAACCCACCAGUGUCUACCUAUCAGAUCCUUAUGGACCUCCUGAUAUCACACACCCUUUCUCUCCAGCCAUGGAAAAUCAUAUCUCUUCCCCUGUCAACAGUGGAACUCUGGAGUACAAAUCUGGUCUCCCCCGCAUCUCCCCUGGGAGUUAUUCCCCCCUCCCUAAGCACUUAUUGGGGGAAGAAGAUAUAAACAGGUUGGAUGGUUUUUCUUUCUUACGAAAUCCCUCGCUAGAUGAUGGUGAAGGUCACGGGUUUGAUUCCCAACACUUCCAGUUGAGGCCUCCCGAACCAGUUUACAGCACUGUGAACAAACUAUGCGACAAAGCUCCCUCUCCCCGACACUAUUCCCCGGUGGAGUGCGACAAAAGCCUCCUGCACUCCUCCCCCCUCCCAAACUAUCACUUAAGCCUGUUCCCUGACUCGGACUUCACCAGGGAACCCAGGAAGGUCGUGCUCCACAAAGGUUCCACUGGCCUGGGCUUCAAUAUUGUGGGUGGUGAAGAUGGAGAAGGCAUCUUUGUGUCCUUCAUCCUGGCAGGAGGACCUGCAGACCUGAGCGGCGAGCUACGGCGAGGUGAUCAGAUCUUGUCGGUAAAUGGCAUUGACUUACGAGGAGCCACACAUGAACAAGCGGCGGCAGCACUCAAAGGAGCGGGACAGGUUGUCACCAUCAUUGCCCAGUACAGACCAGAGGAGUACGGGCGCUUUGAGGCCAAAAUCCACGACCUGCGGGAACAGAUGAUGAACCACAGCAUGAGCUCUGGAUCAGGAUCCCUGCGAACCAAUCAGAAGAGAACACUCUAUGUGAGGGCACUGUUUGACUAUGAGAGGUCAAAGGACAGUGGCCUCCCCAGCCAAGGGCUGAGCUUCGGAUACGGUGACAUCCUCCAUGUCAUCAACGCCUCGGACGAUGAGUGGUGGCAGGCCCGCCGUGUCACCCCCCAUGGAGACAGUGAAGAAAUGGGCGUCAUCCCCAGCAAGAGACGGGUGGAACGGAAAGAGCGAGCGCGUCUAAAGACUGUGAAAUUCAAUGCCAAGCCGGGGUCGUUUGAUUCCAAAGGGUCGUUUACUGACAAACGUAAAAAGAAUUUCAUCUUUACGCGAAAGUUCCCAUUCUACAAGAGCAAAGAGGGUGAGCAGGAUGGCAGUGAUUCUGACCGGAGUCAAGAGGAUGUGAUUCUCUCAUACGAACCUGUGAUGAGGCAAGAAAUUAACUAUGCCAGACCUGUCAUAAUCCUUGGACCAAUGAAGGACAGAAUCAAUGAUGAUCUGAUAUCAGAGUUUCCCGACAAGUUUGGCUCUUGUGUGCCUCACACCACUCGACCAAAGAGGGACUACGAAGUGGACGGCCGAGACUACCACUUUGUAAUGUCCAGAGAGCAGAUGGAGAAGGACAUUCAAGAGCACAAGUUCAUUGAAGCGGGGCAGUACAACGAUAAUCUGUAUGGAACAAGUGUCCAAUCAGUCAAAUAUGUGGCAGAAAGGGGUAAACACUGCAUUCUGGAUGUGUCUGGAAAUGCCAUCAAACGACUACAAGUAGCACAACUCUAUCCCAUUGCCAUUUUCAUAAAACCCAAAUCUGUUGACUCUUUAAUGGACAUGAAUAAGAGGCUGACAGAGGAACAGGCCAAAAAGACUUUUGACCGGGCAAUGAGGCUGGAGCAGGAGUUUGGCGAAUUCUUCACAGCCCUGGUUCAAGGAGACACCUUAGAGGACAUUUAUAACCACUGCAAACAGGUCAUAGAGGAACAUUCAGGACCCUAUAUCUGGAUCCCCUCAAAGGAGAAACUAUAAUAACUCAUCACCCAGGAAAGGAUUCUGGACUGCGAGAACCUCGUAAUAAGCUGUACGAUACAACAACUCUAUGGUGACGAAUAGUCUUCUAAAAUAAUUAUUGUGAAUAUGUUUUUUAUUAUUAUUAUUUUCUUUUGUUUGGAUAUUGCUUCACUUUUCAUACUUAACAUGAAUGUUCCUGAAUGUAAACCACAAAGUGUUAGAGAACUUUAGGUCUUCAAACAUCAGCUGUUGGUAUAUUUCGUUCUUUGUUUUUUAUUUAUAUUGAACAAAAAGUUAAAAGAAAUGUAAUGAUCAUUAAAUAAUUAUGGCGUAGUGGCGUACACAUCCAUCCACAUGGGGGCAGUGUGGGAUCUUCAAACAGAAGAAGCUACAAAAAGAGAAAAUGUCUUUGCCAGCGUUUGUUGUUAUCUCGGCGCCUUCUCUUUUCCUUCACACAAGUAAAUAAUGAAGUCACAUGUUUGUCUGAAGUUUGCAUCUGUGUAUUCAAACAUCCCAGAGUUCAACUUUGCAUUUUGUUUGUUGCAAUGGGAUUUCUUCUGUUUAUUUUAAAGUUAUGACGAAAAUAUUUAAUUGUAAUACUUUUCCAGCUCUUACUGCAUUGACAAUGAUAAGAAAAAGGAGAACUCAGCUACAGGUGAUGGAGAUGUAACACUAUAUUUUACCACUUUGCUAGCUGGCGGGCAC
Molecule: messenger RNA, 3771 nt
Organism: Thalassophryne amazonica
Lineage: Eukaryota; Metazoa; Chordata; Actinopteri; Batrachoidiformes; Batrachoididae
Gene: dlg2
Product: discs, large homolog 2 (Drosophila)
Exons: 27
Coding region: 40-3084 (1014 amino acids)
Biological process (GO): chemical synaptic transmission
Cellular component (GO): neuromuscular junction; postsynaptic density membrane; neuron projection
Molecular function (GO): kinase binding
Source: RefSeq, a predicted model, not a curated record